AUAAUUCAAAAUGAGAAACUUUUGUGCGUUCAUUAGCCUGCUUGUGCUACUGACGUCACUUGGCUUCAUGAUCACUUGUUAUCAGGUCAGUUUGAAGAAAGGAAAUCAUGCUGAUGUGGAGAGAGUUUACAAAAUAGAAGGUUUAAAAGCACAUCCAGAUUGGGAUCACACAUACUCUUGCUUCUUUAAUAUUCCACUCUGCAUAGUGAAGCUCACUCCUGAAAUUGCAAAUUCUACUGCUUACUUCUUUAAUCACAAUUUCCCCAUAAAGUAUGUAACACCAAUCAGAGAGACCUUCCUUCCUCACCUACAUCCAAGCGAAGGCGGUUCCGCUCCAUGGUACUUCCAGUCUGAAACCUUAAUAUCAAUCAUCUUUAUCUUAACAUUGGUUGGAUGGUUUGUGGAUUAUUUCCUAAAAGUCCUAUUCGGCAUGCUAUUCCAGAUUUUAUUCACAAUAGUUGUAUUAGCAGUAGGAUUAACCUUAUUCAGACAGGAGUGUUAUGAAAAUCAAUUCUAGUACACCAUUUGAGCCUGUGGGGCAUUUAAGUCAUUCUUUGAGUAACCUAUCAGCAUAAAUAUAUAUCCAAUCAGACAUUCAC
Molecule: messenger RNA, 599 nt
Organism: Moneuplotes crassus
Lineage: Eukaryota; Ciliophora; Spirotrichea; Euplotida; Euplotidae
Source: the annotation of a GenBank genome assembly